UGACGAAAGUUGGCAGACUGAUCUCAACUGUUGGCAUCGGAAGAUGUUUUCACUCUCGUCUCUAUUCAUUUUGUUAAUCAAUUUGACUUUUCUGUGGUGCUACGUUGUAGAGGAUACAACGAGUGCUGUUGAUAAUUGGCAAUUACAACGACCUGUAAUUACUUUCGAUCCAUCGGAUAAACUCUCCAUCGUCGAGGGAGAGCGUGCUAAAGUUACAUUUGUGAUCAAGGAAAGUAACAUUACGUCUACAUCUUCGUCCGAAUUAAUGGAAAAAGUGGUACUCAGCGUUAGAAUAAGCGCCGUUCCCGAAAAAACAAACAUUAUAGAAAUUAUAGGGAAUACAACGAGGACGAUGUGUUUGCAUUCCGGGGAGGAAAAAAAUCACUCGUUUACUGUUAAUGGAAUCUUUUUAGGUUACUCUAAAGUUUAUAUUACUUUGUAUCCUUUCGGUGGCGAUUGUAUCGACAACGCGACAACAAAAAAUUAUCAAAAUAACAAAGAUUGGUACGGAAAAGACGAUGCGGUUGAAGUGGUUCCUACCACUAUAUAUAAAUAUGAUUAUUUGGUGAGUGUUUCUCCUCGUCCUUCCCUCUUAGCUGACCUAUUUACGGGACUUAUGGCUUUAAUUAUAUCAAUUAAUUACAUAAAUAUGGGGUGUCAACUAGAUUUAAAAUCUAUUUGGGAAGUGUUAAAGAAGCCGGUGGGACCAAUUAUAGGAUUCUGUUGCCAGUUCAUCUUCAUGCCUUUGGCAUCUUACGGGAUAGGAUAUUUAUUAUUUGAAGAUACAAAUCUUCGUCUUGGACUUUUUACACUUGGUUGUUCUCCGGGAGGAAGCAUGAGCAAUUUCUGGACACUUUUAUUUAAUGGAGAUCUGAAUUUAAGCGUUACCAUGACUUUUAUUAGUACGGUAGCAGCUCUAGGUAUGAUGCCUCUAUGGAUAUUUACAUUAGGAUCGAGUUUAUUUAGAAACGGAAAAGUAACGUUACCAUAUCUGAAUUUAUUUGGUUCACUGGUUUUAUUGACGUUACCCAUUGGAAUAGGGAUGCUAAUUCGGAAAUAUAAAACAAAAUGGGCCAAUUUUUCCGAUAAAAUAAUACGCCCCUUUACCAUUGUUUGCAUCUUGUUAGGAAUCGGAGUAGGUUGUUACGUUAGUCUUUAUAUUUUAUUAAUGUUUACAUGGAAAAUCGUUUUAGCAGGUUUGGCUGUCGCGUGGGGUGGUUAUACUUUCGGUGCUCUAGCAGCUUGGAUGAGUAGACUCGAACGAAGACAAAUUAUUGCUGUGGCAAUAGAAACAGCGUUUCAAAAUGGAGGAGUGGCAUUCGUUUUAUUACUUUUAUCUCUACCUCAACCGGAUGCUGCGUUAACGGCUGUACCAGUCGUAGCUCAGUUAUUAGUAACUGGUUUACCCAUGUGGUUUAUAUUACUUGUUACGAAGUUGGUUACUUGUUGUAGAAAAUGUUCAGACAAAAAUAACAACGUAGAAAAGAAACCCAUCGAGGAUAAUGAAAAUAUUAAAACUCCCGAAAAACUUAGUAUAGAAACAAAAAUGUAGUUAGUAAAAUAGAAUUUAGUGACGGUUAUUCCAGUUUUACCAAUAGAUCUAAUGUUUAAACAGACGAUGACUAAUAUUUAUUCGUCACAGUUGUAGAAAUUUAAUCGGUGAAAGUUGAGAUCUGUAAUAAUGCUACGACAGGAGUAAAGUUUUCGUAAAAGUGAUUUUAUGUAAAAAUUUCGUAAGAUAAGUAUUUUUUAUAUUCAAAGAAUUAUAAAGCUACAUCAAAUCUUGUAUAUAUAAAAAAAGGAUUUUUACAUAUUUUUCGUAUAAAGUAAUAUAAUUUUAUACUUUUACAAAUAUAUAAAAUAUCUUUUUCAAGAAAAAAAAAUAAUAAUAAUUUCGUUUCGAUAAACAAGCUGCACGCACCAACGAAAUUCGAAAUACAAUUAAUUCAAGGAAUUGGUUAAAGUUUUGAUUUUCAAAUUAUUGACAUGUAGUUAAAUGGCAUCAUUGGCUUCAAACAUUAUACAUAUACAAAUGUACUGUACUGUACAUGUUAUACUGUGAUAUACAUACAUAUACAGUAUAUGUAUAGGUAUAGUGUUUGUAUUCAUGUAUUUAUUUAUAUAUGUAUAUACGUAUUUCCUCACUUCCUCUGUGUCGUUUGUUUAUUUUUGUCUUUCGAAACAAACGCUCGAGUCAUAUAUCUUUCGAUAAAUUAAAAGAAAUCAAUAACAAUUGUGCUGAUUAUCUUCGUUAGACAAUUUGACUUCAAAGGAUGUAUGACGUAAACUAUGACGUAAAAUUUACGUAAUCGAACACUUCUACAAGGUAAUGCUUAUUUGUGGGUAGUUUUCUUCAUUAUAACCAUCUAUAAACUGCCCAUCUGCUAUAAUGAGUAAUCAUCCUUCGAACUCUAGUAAUAUUUUAACCUUAAAUAUGGCUUGAAUUGAAAGCUAAAAAGGUUUUCUAUUAUUCGCAUCAGAUAAUAUUGAACACAUUAUUCAAUAAACAUAAUUUUAUGCACGAAAAAGCGUAGGAAAUAUGGUUCCAUUUGAUACAGAGUCAAGUAGAAUUGAAGUAGGUUGGAAAAACUGGUUUUUUUAAAAAAAAACUUUAGCAGUUAACCUGUGUACGAUUUUCUACUGAAUUCUAUUUUAAAACUUCGUGGAUUGCGUUUGUUAACUAUUUAUAUACGUACUGUUCAAUCCUAUAUCAGAGUUUUCUCAUUAUUCUAAAACUAAGUGAUUCAGUCAAAGUAAGAAUUAGCUAAAGUUGUUUAUUCUCUGAAUUUCUAAGAAGCGACAUUAUAUUUUUAAGUAUUUUGAUAACUAAAGUUACCUUGAAAGACUAGUUAAUGAAUUAAAUUAACUGCUAACACGUAAUAAAUAAGUAAUAGAAUUAAUUUUUUUUGAUAAAAGGUUGAACUUAAUGAUGCUUUUAGAAGCUACAUAAUGUAAUUUCGAUUAGGAAUUUUAUUUAUUAAUGCAAUUGGAAAAAUUAUUUUCUCAAUUGUAUUAAUU
Molecule: messenger RNA, 3018 nt
Organism: Centruroides sculpturatus (bark scorpion)
Lineage: Eukaryota; Metazoa; Arthropoda; Arachnida; Scorpiones; Buthidae
Product: ileal sodium/bile acid cotransporter-like
Exons: 3
Coding region: 44-1552 (502 amino acids)
Cellular component (GO): membrane
Source: RefSeq, a predicted model, not a curated record